This is a messenger RNA of Sphaerodactylus townsendi, 4262 nucleotides long. RefSeq names its product WD repeat domain 48 (gene WDR48). Lineage: Eukaryota; Metazoa; Chordata; Lepidosauria; Squamata; Sphaerodactylidae. Bases 105 to 2138 code for a protein of 677 amino acids. The transcript has 19 exons. Gene Ontology annotation, biological process: double-strand break repair via homologous recombination; protein deubiquitination. Gene Ontology annotation, molecular function: ubiquitin binding. The record is from RefSeq and is a predicted model, not a curated record.
UCUACCCAUACCGCGCUCGCCGGCUUGAGUUGGAAAGCGGGCGGGACUUCCGGGCCGGUUGAAGCCCUUUCCUCGGACAUGACGACAUAGUGUCAACAUGCAAGAUGGCGGCGCAUCACCGACAGAACACGGCGGGGCGGCGGAAAGUGCAGGUCUCCUAUGUAAUUAGAGAUGAAGUGGAGAAGUACAAUCGGAACGGCGUAAAUGCACUGCAGCUGGAUCCAGCAUUAAACAGACUCUUUACAGCAGGCCGUGACUCCAUUAUCAGGAUAUGGAGUGUCAACCAGCACAAGCAAGACCCUUAUAUAGCAUCUAUGGAACAUCACACAGACUGGGUGAAUGACAUUGUACUCUGCUGCAAUGGCAAAACUUUAAUAUCUGCUUCUUCCGACACUACUGUUAAAGUAUGGAAUGCACACAAGGGAUUUUGCAUGUCCACACUAAGGACGCAUAAGGAUUAUGUGAAAGCCUUGGCAUACGCAAAAGAUAAAGAGCUGGUUGCGUCUGCUGGCCUGGACAGACAGAUAUUCCUCUGGGAUGUAAAUACGCUAACAGCACUGACUGCCUCAAAUAACACUGUCACAACUUCGUCUCUCAGUGGGAACAAAGAUUCUAUCUACAGCCUUGCCAUGAAUCAGAUGGGAACAGUAAUCGUAUCAGGGUCCACUGAAAAGGUUUUAAGGGUUUGGGAUCCCAGAACCUGUGCGAAGCUUAUGAAACUUAAAGGGCACACAGACAACGUUAAAGCUUUGCUGUUGAAUAGAGAUGGCACGCAGUGUCUUUCUGGCAGUUCUGACGGGACCAUUAGGCUCUGGUCUCUUGGUCAGCAGAGGUGCAUAGCUACCUACAGAGUCCAUGACGAAGGGGUUUGGGCCCUGCAGGUCAACGAAGCCUUCACUCAUGUUUAUUCGGGUGGAAGAGACCGAAAGAUAUAUUGUACAGAUUUACGGAAUCCUGAUAACCGGGUGUUGAUCUGUGAAGAAAAGGCACCAGUUCUUAAGAUGGAACUCGAUCGAUCAGCAGAUCCUCCUCCAGCGCUUUGGGUUGCCACGACUAAAUCGUCCGUGAACAAAUGGACUUUGAAGGGAAUUCACAACUUCAGGGCUUCCGGGGACUAUGACAACGACUGCACGAAUCCAAUUACACCCCUCUGCACACAGCCUGACCAAGUCAUUAAAGGGGGGGCUAGCAUUAUUCAGUGCCACAUUCUCAAUGACAAGAGACACAUAUUAACCAAAGAUACGAAUAACAAUGUGGCAUACUGGGAUGUGUUGAAGGCUUGUAAAGUAGAAGACCUUGGGAAAGUGGACUUUGAGGAAGAGAUUAAAAAAAGGUUUAAAAUGGUGUACGUGCCAAACUGGUUUUCCGUAGACCUGAAAACCGGGAUGUUGACGAUUACUUUAGACGAGAGCGACUGCUUUGCAGCUUGGGUCUCAGCAAAGGAUGCUGGGUUCAGCUGUCCGGAUGGAUCUGAUCCUAAAUUGAACCUGGGAGGGCUUUUGCUGCAGGCGCUCUUGGAAUAUUGGCCCAGAACACACAUCAAUCCGAUGGAUGAAGAAGAAAACGAAAUGAACCACGUGAACGGCGAGCAGGAGAACAGAGUGCAGAAAGGGAAUGGAUACUUCCAAGUGCCACCCCACACCCCUGUUAUCUUUGGUGAAGCUGGAGGGCGCACUUUGUUCAGGUUAUUAUGUCGGGACUCCGGAGGUGAAACAGAAUCCAUGCUCCUUAAUGAAACCGUGCCACAAUGGGUAAUUGACAUCACUGUGGAUAAAAAUAUGCCAAAAUUCAAUAAGAUUCCCUUCUACCUCCAACCUCACUCAUCCUCCGGGGCAAAAACUUUAAAGAAGGAUCGACUGUCGGCCAGUGACAUGUUGCAAGUCAGGAAGGUGAUGGAGCACGUCUACGAAAAAAUAAUCAACCUGGACAAUGAAUCGCAGACCACCAGUUCUUCCAACAACGAAAAAGCCGGGGAACAAGAGAAAGAAGAGGACAUUGCGGUUUUAGCCGAAGAGAAGAUUGAACUCUUGUGUCAGGACCAGGUUUUGGAUCCAAACAUGGACCUUCGAACCGUCAAGCACUUCAUAUGGAAGAGCGGCGGCGACUUGACCCUUCACUACCGCCAGAAGUCAACGUGAGGGCCGAGCAGCAGGCCCAGCUGGCGGUCAGCCUCCCAGACCUUCCCGUUCCAGUUGCAGCUGUAGUGCUCUAAGCAGCCCACUGAAACCCCUAAGGUAGAUCUGACACUUCUAAUUGCCUCAGUGCGGACAGAGUCUACGUUGAACUGAAGUGACUAAUAAAUCUGUAAUAUAGACGAAUCUCUGUGACCUAAACUAAAAUUCUGUCCCGAUCAAGGUGCAAGUGAGAGUGUCUGGCGAAAGCCCGUAAGUGGUUCGUGUUAUGAGGUGUACAGAGACCAGGCGAUCCAGUGCAGACGUUUGCUUCCAUCUUCUGUGGGGCUUUUGACUUCUCUUUUUUAUUUCCAAGCUCCACCCCUUCGUCCGCUCCAGCUUGAUAUGAGAAAAACGCUGUCCUGCCCCUGCUCGUCAUCUGUUCCCAAUAUAAACCCCUGCAUGUGCUGGACCUCAUCCAUACAUUCCAUGUACACUGAAUAUCCUCCUCCUCGAAGCAAUCCGGGCCCUUUUCUCUAGGCGAAAGAUCCGUUGUCCAGGGGAGCACAACCGCCUUCGCCCGGCAAGCUAAAGGCUACUUACAGAGGCCCUUUAGCCUUGUCGAUACUGUGAGCUUGUAAGAAACUCGUCUGCUGUUCAAAGUUGAUCAAAGUAGUUGGUGUGAUGACAGGGUCCGUGCAAUGGUGCGGCGCAUCAUGGUGGAAGAUUUCGACACCUUUAAUCAGAUUUUUUUAAAAGCAAGCGUGGCUUCAGUAACUGUCCAUUUUCCCCCCCUUCAAGGUGUCUUUGCUAGUCACAAUUCUAAGUAAUUGGGCUCUGUUUUUUAUAUUUUUUUCUGGAUUUUUUUUUUUGUAGGCUGUAUACGACUUAGCUUUUUUUUUCCCACUGCUUCUAAGGCAUUUUACAGCUUUUUCCCCCCACACUCUCAGGAUAGAUAAUUUAACUUAUUUGGAGGCCGGGGAGGGGCUAGUUCCUUGUUUGGGCAAGAAACCAUAAAUUGCAGUAGGAAAAAAAGGUUUGACUGGAACACAGAUAUCCCGAUGACAAAAUUUUAAGGAAUUGGUCCGUGUUGGAUACAGAAGCACAAGUGCCUUUCAGGGGCAAGAAAGGGAGGCAGCCUAAGAUGAGUAUUCUUCCCUUUCUUGUAUUGGGGCACCCAGGAUGUAAGCAGUGGCCCCAGGUACAUCUUAAUUCCUGUAGGAAUGAAGUGAGUGUUUGGAGGGUAGCAAGGGUCCAGACAAAAAUGUUAGCUUUGUGGAACGGGAGCAACCUGGCACUGGGUUGAUGGAAGGGCGUGGUCAUUUGCACGGGCCUUUGCCCUGCCCUACAAGCUGGCAGUGCCAGUGUGUGUGUCCAGAAAUGGGAGCCACUCCAAAUCAUGAGAAAAGGACGCAUCCCGAAGUUCGUAGGAGGCUAGAGAUCGUUCCAAAAACAACAGAGGCCUUUGCAUCUUUCUGCUUUUAUCAUUCAAAUAUGUUUUUCUCUUUUGUGGGGGAAAGAGUUGGUUCUCUCCCCAUUCUGAAUAAACUACAGGCCCCCUGCCCUGGCCCGGAGAGCAACCAUAUCGCCGCCUACCCUCCUCAUGCUUACUUGCGUUUCCAGAGGAUAUCAAAGCGGCGGCUGUGCUGUUGAAGACACAGCACGGAUUUGCCCUCCCUCAUUAACAAGUUUUCAAAAUCUGGGGAUUGGAAGGAGGCUAGAAUGCAUCUUUUCCAUCUUGUACCUAAUUCCACUAGUAAAUCCUAUUUGUGUAUAGAAGAACCUCAGUCACACUUAAACCAAGUGUGUGAUUUCAUUGGCUUAACCCACCUGUACAUCUUUCUCGGUUGUCUUUAUCAAUGGAGGGGAAGGGACAUUUGUGCUUUGUUCUUAUAGAUACCAGAUCAGGAUUUCUUGCUGUCCUUACAUAUUCAUUGAAAGUAACUCUCCUGCUUUUCCUCUUACCCCCCCCCCCCCCCCCCCCCCGCCCCAUCUCCUCCCGUUUUGGUUUUAAAAAUCAGCCAAGGUUCUGAACUUGUUUCUACAAUCCCAGCUGUGUAGUUUCUGGAAAGAUUGACAGAGGAUCUGUAAUGCCAAAAGGAUGAAUAUGUAUUUCACAAUUGUAUAGAAUAAAAAAAAAUCUUUAGCUAA